This is a messenger RNA of Penicillium crustosum, 534 nucleotides long. RefSeq lists its product as uncharacterized. Lineage: Eukaryota; Fungi; Ascomycota; Eurotiomycetes; Eurotiales; Aspergillaceae. The record is from RefSeq and is a predicted model, not a curated record. Bases 1 to 534 code for a protein of 177 amino acids. The transcript is spliced from 3 exons. Gene Ontology annotation, molecular function: nucleic acid binding.
AUGGAUUGCAAAGUCAUCGAGCCAUCCGCGGCUGCAAAGCUCCUGGGCGCUAUCAAGCGAGCUAGGAAAAUCAACAUUACCCUAGGAGGACUACGACAGCUACACCCAGAACAGAUACGACAACUCUACGAAGCGGGUGUUACACCGACCCUCAACUAUGCAUCGAUGUGGCGGAGAUUAACUGGCUCCCGUAGUAGAAGUGUAACUAUCCCAAGAGACAGCAUAUCAGCGUUGCACGCCGUGCAGAAUCCAGAGACCAAGUCGGGUCAACAGAUCAUCUAUGCCAUUCUACAAGCGCCCAAGAACGCCAAGUCAUACGACAUUACGAUUCGCCUACAAUGGUUAACGGGGCAUCGUGAUGCAGCCAGCAAUGACGAAGCAGAUCAAUUGGCCUAUUUCCCCAAGAAGUACCGCCCCUUCGGUCCACAAGAAUCAAACAAUUCGAACCCCUACGCUGUUUACAGUGAAACUCUUUCAGUAAUCAGUAUGAACAUCAGGCAAUACUUUGAUAACUCCUCACCUUGCUGUACUUGA